Molecule: messenger RNA, 3643 nt
Organism: Mya arenaria
Lineage: Eukaryota; Metazoa; Mollusca; Bivalvia; Myida; Myidae
Product: chitin synthase chs-2-like
Exons: 23
Coding region: 66-3488 (1140 amino acids)
Cellular component (GO): cell periphery; cell septum
Molecular function (GO): chitin synthase activity
Source: RefSeq, a predicted model, not a curated record
UCCUGACCCAGAUUCCAAGCUUCUCGCUCCCCCUGACGCUCGCGACCCCUGUGGCCGUCGCCUUUAUGGCGGGGGAGUUCUCUAGAGAUGAAUUAUCUAUCACUGAUGCGUGUUACCUCCCUUUCCCGCGCUGGGAAGACGGACUGCAAUAUGAUUGGUCGAUGAUUCUCGCGAGCAUUCUGGGAUACAUCUCAAUCGUCUGCUUGACGACACAUAUUUGGCGACAAGGAAGUGACCGCAUGCAAAGAGAAGAAACAAUGUUCGUACAGCCAAUGUACUGCGGGGUGCUUCUAGAGCAAUCGCUGGUCCUUAACAGGCGCAGAGAUGAGGAGGACACGAAAGGAAGGGAUGUCAAGGUCGGUGCUAAAGAAACGGAACUGCCGAUUCCCGAGAACCUGGAAGAAUGGCAACCGGGCGAGGACGACUGGAGUCCGCUACGGACGGAGCAGACUCCCUUCAUUUACCUGUGCGCUACAUUGUGGCACGAGACAGAGAACGAAAUGAUCCAGAUACUCAAAUCCCUCUUCCGAAUGGAUGACGACCAGUGCGCACGUCGGAACUUACAGUUAUUCUUCGGUCUCCGGGAUCCGGACUACUACGAAUUUGAAGCUCAUAUUUUCUUCGACGACGCGUUCGAUUACGUUGACGGUAACUCGGUAGCUAACGGUUACGUCAAACAGCUGAUGAGGACUAUUGACGGAGCUAUAAGUUCCGUUCACACCUACGGAAUGAAAAUUCCUCCACCGUCGAAAAUCGACACACCGUACGGCGGACGUUUAAUAUGGCGGCUUCCGGGUGGGAACAAGAUGAUUGCGCAUCUCAAGGACAAAGCCAAGAUACGUCACAGGAAACGGUGGAGUCAGGUGAUGUAUAUGUACUACUUUCUGGCGCAUAAACUCUUGUCAAUGGGCGGAAGCAAGGAACGUAUAAAGACAAUUGCUGACAACACGUUUGUUUUGGCACUAGACGGUGAUGUCGACUUCCAGCCGUCUGCGUUACGUCUCCUGAUUGACCGCAUGAAACGUAACGCUAACGUUGGCGCAGCUUGCGGACGAAUUCACCCGAUAGGAUCAGGACCAAUGGUUUGGUAUCAAAAGUUCGAGUACGCCGUGAGCCAUUGGCUGCAAAAAGCCACCGAGCACGUGCUGGGCUGUGUCCUCUGCUCCCCCGGAUGUUUCUCCCUCUUCCGGGGUUCGGCGCUGAUGGACGAUAACGUCAUGAAGCGCUACACAACACCACCAACGGAGGCCCGGCACUACGUCCAGUAUGACCAAGGCGAGGAUCGAUGGCUGUGUACACUCCUCUUACAACAGGGCUACCGAGUGGAAUACUGCGCGGCGUCGGACGCCCUUACAUACGCACCGGAAGGUUUCUACGAGUUUUACAACCAGCGUCGCCGAUGGACGCCCUCCACCAUGGCCAACAUCCUUGACCUUCUACUCGACUUCCGGAACGUAACCAAGCGAAACAACGACAUCUCUAUGCUCUAUGUUAUGUACCAGAUGCUCCUGAUGAUAUCCUCCAUCCUCACACCGGGAACUAUUUUUCUCAUGGUCCUAGGGGCCAUAAAUAUGGCUUACCCGCAGCUGUCCCUUUACUGGGCUCUGGUGCUGAAUCUGGUCCCCGUUGCAGUGUUUAUUCUGCUAUGUUACGUGGCAAAGUCUGAUACACAGCUGGCGUAUGCGGCCAUUUUAUCCACUAUCUACUCGCUCGUGAUGAUGUUGGUGAUUGUGGGGCUUAUCAAACAGGCGGCGGACAAUGGCUUCUGCUCUGUGACAACCGUAUUCUUGCUCUUUGUGGCUGGAGUGUUCGUUAUAUCAGCGUUCAUUCACCCUCAGGAGUUUUGGUGCAUUCUCCACGGUUUCCUAUAUUUCCUGGCAAUCCCAUCAAUGUCCAUGCUGCUCAUGUUAUACUCCAUUGGCAACCUGCAUGUGGUCUCGUGGGGAACGCGAGAAACACCAAAGCCCGCCCAAGCCCAGAAGCCGGGGGAGGCUAGUAAACCGGUGGAGAAAAAGGGUGCGGUCGCCGAAUGGUUGGAGAAAAUCGGUAUUGCGGAUAAGGAGGGGAAAUCGGGAUACAGAUUUAGCUUCGGAAAUCUUUUCCGGUGCGUCUGUUGUCCCACAGACACCGGUGAUACAGGAGACAUGAAACUCAGCGCCAUCUUGGAUCGCCUAGACGAACUCGAGGCUAAAAUCGUUGAUCCUCCUGGAAGUCACGUGACUGGAAUGGAUUUCCGAGGCGAGAAAGAGGUUGACAACAAAACAUUUUCGGAAGUCUCGGAUAUGUUCGAAGGUGCUAAGGAUAGAGUGAACCCUUUGUUUGAAGACGACGCAGGUGGCCCAAAGAUGAAUCGCAGUUGGCUCGAGGACGCAGACUUUAAAAAGAGCGCACAGGAGUACAUUAAACCGGAUGAGACGAAAUUCUGGGUCGAGUUAAUCGCCUCGUAUUUGUUUCCUUUGGAAGAAGACAAGAAACAACAGGCUAAAACAAAGGAAGAGCUGCUUGAGCUUAGGAAUACGGUGUGCCUAUUUUUCCUGCUGGUGAACGCCCUAUUCGUCACAAUUGUGUUCUCCCUCCAACAAGUGAACUCGGACAGUGGCGGUUCCAUUGCUAUUGAGCUUCCUUGCGCGGAUGGCGCAAAAGGGGAGGCUAUCGAGCCCAUCAGCAUUGCAUUUACUGCGGUCUUCGGUGUACUAUUGCUCAUCCAGUUCCUGUGUAUGUGCGUACAUCGGAUGUCGACAUUCCUCCAAAUACUUUCCAUCACGGAGGUGAAUGUCCGCUCACCCCGCCAGGUCUCCUCCGAUGAAAGGGAGAUCACCGUGGAAAAGGGGCUGCAACUCGUAAAGAACAUGCAGGCUCUUAAAGACGACGACGUCAAGUCAAUGGCAUCUGUGGACGCCAGUGUGGCGGAAGGAGAACAGCGUGACGCCGAAGAGACUGACGUCGUCGGCCAGAAUGACGGCACGGACCCCCGGAAAAACCUCUGGGCAAAACUUGCCCGCCGACGACGAGAGCAGCAGUAUAGUACGCUGAGCAACAAUUUCAUGCGAAACUUCAAAAAACUACAGCGGCACAUGGAAGACACGGAAAUGAGUUCCAACAUGAACCUGACCGCCGGAAAUACCCUCCGCGUGCCAGCUUUCUCUUUUUCACCAACGGAAGAGGACGUCACGGAGAGGAAGACCGUCAGACGGAAGUUCAAUCGAUUUGACUGGAAGAGCGUCUCCACCAUUGUUCAGAUGUCCAAGGAUCCGAGAAUCAAGCAGUCCAUUUUGAAGCGCGGUAACGUCGUGGCCAAACGCUGGCAGAGAGCCGCUCUUCGUGCAAAGAUUCAGAACGCGACGGACGGCGCAGACGGUGGCGGCUAUGCGGUUCCCCGCAAGGUGACGAUUGCGGAUAUUGCGCAGCUGGCGGUCGUCGACAAUGAAAGCAAUGCUCCAUCGGAGACGGAGUCCGAGGGUGAAGUUAUACAGCAAACGACUUUUUAACGCGUUCCUUUAUCGGGGCAUAUUUCAAACUUUUGUCUAACUUACAGGCCAAAAAAAAGUGUCAUUUAAAUUGCUUAAAUGUAUUUCAUAAAAACAGUUAGCAUUUCCGUCCUAUACUUUUAGUUCUAUCACUCUUCCAGAGCGUAUUCUUUAGU